GAGAGAGAGAGAGAGAGAGAGGGGUUUAUCUAACUUUUCUCUGCCAGAAUCGAAGGAAAAGAAACGGGAUAACGCUAAGGCCUCCUUACGAUUACACGAAAAAGAAAACCAAACACAGCCCAAUUUCUAUAUCUUCAAACCCCCUUUUAAUUUUUUUUUCCGUAAAAUUUUCUUUCUCCUUCCUUUUCGGUUUUCUCGGCGACCAAACACCGGCUUUUCCAGGAUUUUGGAGUUUAUAUGUUUAUCUUACUUUUAGGAGUUUUCGAAGACGGAUAAUUGAGGAAUGGCAUCCCAAAUUCGAGAAUGGUCAGGGAUAAACACCUUUGCCCCUGCUACUCAAACCAAGCUAUUUGAAUUGUUGGGAAAACUCAAGCAGGAGGAUGUGAACACAUUGACGAUACUUGUGAUGGGAAAAGGUGGUGUUGGAAAGUCUUCCACUGUAAACUCAAUUAUUGGAGAAAGGGCAGUUUCUAUUAGUCCUUUUCAGUCUGAAGGAACAAGGCCUGUGAUGGUUUCGCGGUCAAGGGCAGGAUUCACUCUGAAUGUUAUUGAUACUCCUGGACUCAUAGAAGGGGGAUAUAUAAAUGACGUGGCACUUGAUAAUAUAAAGCGCUUCCUUCUGAACAAGACCAUAGAUGUUCUACUCUAUGUGGAUCGUUUAGAUGCAUAUAGAGUGGAUAACUUGGACAGGGAAGUUGUCAAAGCAAUUACAGGUAGUUUUGGGAAAGGAAUAUGGAAUAAGGCUUUGGUUGUACUAACACAUGCUCAGCUCGCACCACCAGAUGGUUUGCCUUAUGAUGAGUUCUUUUCAAAAAGAUCAGAAGCUCUUUUAAAAGCUGUUCGUCUUGGUGCUGGAUUGAAGAAAGCUGACGUGCAGGGUUCUGCAAUUCCUGUUGUUUUGGUUGAGAAUAGUGGGAGAUGUAACAAGAAUGAAGCUGAUGAAAAGGUUCUUCCAAAUGGGAUUGCUUGGAUUCCUCACCUGGUCCAAGUGAUCACAGAUAUCGCAUUGAAUGGAAGCAAGUCUAUUUUUGUUGAUAAGGCUUUGAUUGAAGGGCCAAACCCAAAUGACAGAGGAAAGUUGUUAAUUCCUCUAAUCUUAGUGAUCCAAUAUUUCUUUGCCAUCAAACCAAUAGAACGAGCAAUUAGAAAUGACAUUGCAAAGGAGAGUAGACCCUCAUGGGAGUUGCGGGAUUCAGACAAGUUUAGUCGCAAGUUUUGAUUUGGCGAUGAGCCAUUUCUUGUGAAAAUAUCUUGAAAUUACACAUCUCUGGUUUUACUGCAGUAGCUAUAAUAUGCGGCUGUGGAUUUUAGGUCUUUUGGAGAGAAUUUGGCUGUGGAUUUUAGGUGUUUUGGAGAGAAUUUGACGUUUGUACUCAAGACUUAAUAUUCUACACUUGGAUUCUUGAUUUUGCUAUUCAUAUUAAGUAUUUGCUUCUCUGCUUUAA
Messenger RNA from Ziziphus jujuba (common jujube), 1445 nucleotides. Its product is annotated as translocase of chloroplast 34. The record is from RefSeq and is a predicted model, not a curated record. Bases 284 to 1219 code for a protein of 311 amino acids. NCBI's taxonomy places the organism in Eukaryota, Viridiplantae, Streptophyta, Magnoliopsida, Rosales, Rhamnaceae. Gene Ontology annotation, cellular component: chloroplast outer membrane. The transcript has 8 exons. Gene Ontology annotation, molecular function: GTP binding; protein-transporting ATPase activity. Gene Ontology annotation, biological process: intracellular protein transport.